Messenger RNA from Andrographis paniculata, 2898 nucleotides. RefSeq names its product cyclin-dependent kinase F-4-like. The transcript has 17 exons. Lineage: Eukaryota; Viridiplantae; Streptophyta; Magnoliopsida; Lamiales; Acanthaceae. Gene Ontology annotation, cellular component: nucleus; cytoplasm. Gene Ontology annotation, molecular function: protein serine/threonine kinase activity; ATP binding. The record is from RefSeq and is a predicted model, not a curated record. Gene Ontology annotation, biological process: protein phosphorylation; intracellular signal transduction. The coding region runs from base 1014 to 2363 and encodes 449 amino acids.
GGUAGCUAUGAAAGGACAACACGCAACGGAGUUGUCUUCAUCGUGAAGGCAGCAGUGGAGGAAAGUAGCGCGCCGCAGAGCAGAGCGGAGCGUCCCUUCUCUCAUUUUCCUUGUGUGCAAAGCCAAGUCUCCCACACCUGAUAUUACCAUGUUUCAUCCAUCCCCAACUACCUACGCUCCCAAUUUUCUUUACCCAUCCGCCCCUGGCACUUAUCCUAUUGGAAUCGCUGUAAUAUGUAGGGAGGGUGGGCUGGCUCGCAGCACCGGACGUGUUAUAGUAUUAUUCUAGUCAUAGCAGAGGGGGAGGAACUUCAAACAAGUGCCUCGCUGCGUGAUAGGGCUUCGAUGAAUUACGGGCUAAAGAGAUUAGUAUUAUCUAGGACAUGGAUCAAGUCUGCAUCUGGUCAUAUAGAUGCCAUUAUCAAGUUUUCCCAUCACACAAAGUCCUUGACCUGCAGUCUCUUGUCUCUAGAAAAUUUCUUGUUCCAUUUUGUCAACCGCUCUUAAGUAACAGUUUGCUUCAGUACAUCAUUACCGAGGAUAAAGACUGGAAAUAUCUGUUGGAUGGAUUCAUUCGCUAAUCUUCUCUUGCAAUUCUGUCGUUGUCAGUGCAUUGCAGUGACAAUCGUUAUAUCCUUUGGGAAGCAAACUUGUGGCAGAGUCAGGACUGCACGUAAUGGAAUCUGUCCGUUUUUACUCGUAUCUGGGAAUUCUACAAUUUUGUGAUCCUGAUGCUAGUUUUUUGUUGCCCUCACUUCCAGUAUUUGUGAUCAACGCAUGCUUCUAAGGCUCUGAAUUGCAUCUGUGGUUGCCCUAUAGUGGGUUGCUUUCUCAUAUGUUGGAGUACAGCUGAAAAUUUGCUGUUGAAUUUUGUUAAUUUAACCCGUCUUGUCAUUUACAUGUCAUAGUGUAAAGUUUAACAUGUAUAGAAACUUCAUUCCUUUUCUGGGAAGCAAUAUCAUCUCCAAUAAGUAGUGGUGGUGCGCCACACAACGUUUGAAUUGAUUGCAAGAAUGGAAAGUUAUCAUAAUGGUAUCUGUAGGUACACAAUAAUUAAGGAAGUUGGUAAUGGUACGUUUGGAACUGUCUCACGAGCCCUAAGCAAGCAGUCUGGUGAAGUGGUUGCAAUUAAGAAAAUGAAGAAGAGAUACUAUUCAUGGGAAGAAUGUAUUAAUCUGAGAGAGGUCAAGUCUUUGAGGAAAAUAAGUCAUCCGAACAUAGUUAAGCUGAAGGAAGUGAUUCGAGAGCAUGAUGUGUUGUACUUUGUCUUCGAGUACAUGGAGUGUAACUUAUAUCAACUUAUGAAAAACAGAGUGAAAUCUUUUUCGGAAGUUGAAGUGAGUAAUUGGUGUUUCCAAGUAUUUCAAGGUCUUGCAUGCAUACACCGACGUGGAUAUUUUCAUCGUGACCUUAAGCCAGAAAAUUUGCUGGUAUCUAAUAAUCGGAUAAAGAUAGCUGAUUUUGGACUCGCUCGGGAGAUCAAUUCCCAACCACCUUUCACUGAAUAUGUUUCCACGCGUUGGUACCGGGCCCCAGAAGUUUUGCUGCAGUCACCAAUAUAUGGUCCUCCCGUCGACAUGUGGGCAAUGGGUGCAAUAAUGGCUGAAUUAUUCACGCUUCGUCCUCUAUUCCCAGGUUUAAGUGAGGCAGACGAAAUUUUCAAGAUAUGUUCUGUGAUCGGAAGUCCAACACAAAUUGAGUGGUCUGAAGGGCUUGAACUUGCUAGUGCCAUCAAUUUCCAGUUCCCACAGGUUGCAGGGGCGCCUCUCUCUAUGCUGAUGCCAGGAAUCAGUGAGGAUGCUGUUCAUCUAAUAGCUUCGCUGUGUUCGUGGGAUCCAUGCAAGAGGCCAACAGCUGUGGAAGCCCUUCAGCAUCCACUCUUCCAGAACUGCUUUUACAUUCCUCCAUCUCUGCGUUCCAAAGCUGCUCCUCUAAGAACAUCUCCUGUUAGAACAAAGGAUGGUUUGGAGCAAAAAUGUAGUAACAGAUACCCAGGAAGUUUAUUGAACCAGAAGCCCAUGAAUAAUAGCUUUUGUUCCUCUCAGUCUUCUUUAACAUCAGGAGUGCAGAGAAAAUUGGACCUAGUACAUGAUGCCCCUAUAACUGGCAAAGCCCAAAAGAACUAUGUAAAGCAAGCUGGGAAGUAUCGGCUCAAAGCAGCCGGUAACUUGGGAAGUGCUCGUGGUGUUUCUGAUGCAUCUGAGAAGUUGGCAAACAUGACGGUAGGCACAGGUAGGCUGUUGGCUAAGCCAUCAGUGCCACGGUGUGCGAAGGCCGGAGGUUGGCGUGAGAAAUCCAGCCUGUACAUUGGACGAUCACAAGAACUCGCCGGAAGAUCAUAUUCCCGGAAUGUGGUUGAGUAAAUUAAUGCAACCCCUGUUUGUUUGUCCAUGUGGAUGGAGGGAGAUAUAUGCAGACGCGACGGCAGCGAGAACACACAAAACAUGGGCAAAGAGCUGGAAAUUUGCGAGCAACUCGGCUCGUGCCUCGUGGAGAGUCGAGCGGCACACAAUGUUGUCCCCCUUGAGGAGGCAGCCGUCCGGCAUCAUGGGGCCAUAGAGGGUGGCGGCAGUCUGGCAGAACCAGAGGCCCUGGAGAGCCACGGAGAUGCCGCAGCACAGAUCCACGGGGAAACUGGUGGGCAUGAUGGCGCCGGCAAUGGAGGACGCUAUGCAGAGGCCUAUGAGGACAACCAGGAUGAAGUGGUAGUACCCCUCCAGGCCCUUGUGAUUCGUCGAGUGGAACUCAAACAGGAGGUAUUCUGCUGCAAAUGCUGCCGACACCACCAGGCAUAAACCUCCUUCAGGCAACGGAACCCAUCUGUUACUUAUUAGUUAGUUAGGUAGGUUGUCAAAGACAUACAUACACAACCAAGUCCAAGUGUUUUACACGACAUAA